Kluyveromyces marxianus DMKU3-1042 is the source of this 990-nucleotide messenger RNA. RefSeq names its product DNA repair protein RAD14 (gene RAD14). The record is from RefSeq and is a predicted model, not a curated record. The coding region runs from base 1 to 990 and encodes 329 amino acids. Gene Ontology annotation, molecular function: damaged DNA binding. Gene Ontology annotation, biological process: UV-damage excision repair; base-excision repair; nucleotide-excision repair involved in interstrand cross-link repair. The transcript has 2 exons. NCBI's taxonomy places the organism in Eukaryota, Fungi, Ascomycota, Saccharomycetes, Saccharomycetales, Saccharomycetaceae. Gene Ontology annotation, cellular component: nucleotide-excision repair factor 1 complex.
AUGAAUCUUACAGAGCAGCAGAAGAAACAGAUCAAUGAUGGCCUUUCACAAGCAAAUAUUAAAGAUUCGAAUACUCGGAAGUCAUUUGAACCUACUCCGGAACAGAAACAACUUAUAAAAGAGAAUAGAGAAAAGGCACUUGAACGUUUAAAACAGCGUCAGAAUAACCUUAGAGAUGCAUCUAAAUCUGAAAGUCCAGCUUUCGAAAAAGAUAAAAGACCUUUAGAUAAAAUACGACCUAGCGUUCGAAGACAAGAUUAUAUUGAAUAUGACUUUUCUACCAUGAAGAAUUCUUAUGGAGGGUUUAUCAACACCGAAGAUACAGCAGAAGGCGAGAAUAACAAGAGGGCGAAAACUUUAGAAGAUUGGCAGGAAGAACAGAAGAACAGGAGGAUGCUUUUUGAAGAAGAAAUGCCUGCUUUUAAUAUAUCUUCUGCACCUAGAUGCACCGAGUGUCAGGUCAAUAUAGAAAUGGACCCGUUAAUGAAGAAAGUCUUCAAGCUUCAGGUUUGCAAAACAUGUGUCAAGAAUCAUCCAGAGAAGUAUUCAUUAUUAACUAAGACCGAAUGCAAAGAAGAUUACUUCUUAACAGAUCCAGAACUUUCUGAUACAACAUUGUUAGACAGAUUAGACAAGCCAAAUCCACAUUCAGGAACAUUUUCUAGAAUGCAAUUAUUCGUUCGUUGCCAAGUUGAAGCAUAUGCUUUCGAGAAAUGGGGUGGAGAGGAAGGUCUAGAUAAAGAAUGGCAGCGCCGUGAAGAAGGACGAACAGCAAGAAGGGAGAAAAAAUAUCAACAGAAGUUAAAAGAGAUGAGACUCAAGACGAGAGCGCAAGAAUAUACCACUAGGCUCAAAGAACUGAAACAUGGUAAAAAGCAUGUUCACGAAUUUAGUGAUGCUAUUGACGGCGGUUUAAAUGAAGAUAAUGUUAAAGUUCAAAAGCGAAGAUGUAUGACUUGCGGUCUUGAAAUCGAAGAAAUAGGACUAUAG